This is a messenger RNA of Williopsis jadinii, 1668 nucleotides long. RefSeq lists its product as uncharacterized. The record is from RefSeq and is a predicted model, not a curated record. Gene Ontology annotation, biological process: amino acid transmembrane transport. Gene Ontology annotation, molecular function: amino acid transmembrane transporter activity. NCBI's taxonomy places the organism in Eukaryota, Fungi, Ascomycota, Saccharomycetes, Phaffomycetales, Wickerhamomycetaceae. Gene Ontology annotation, cellular component: membrane. The transcript is spliced from 2 exons. Bases 1 to 1668 code for a protein of 555 amino acids.
AUGCCUGACACUAAGCUCGAACUCUCUAACACGGUCUCGGAUAUCUCCCCUUCAGACAGCAUUGGCUCCAACGCUCCACGGGAAUAUGACUUGGAAAACAACGAUGUGGAGUCGAAAUCAGAAGACAAUGCAAUCUCCAACAGACACGUUGUUAUGCUUGCACUAGCUGGCGGAUUGGGCACUGGCUUGCUCGUCGGAGUUGGUGGUGGCUUGGCCAGGAGUGGUCCUGCUGGCUUGCUUAUGGCAUUCACGAUAGUUGGUGCUAUGGUUUAUCUCACAAUGGGUGCUGCUGGAGAAUUGGCAGUUGCCUAUUCAGCUGUGCCUGGUGGAUUCAACUCCUACGCAAGACGGCUUGUUGACCCUUCGCUAUCGUUUGCUGUUGCCUGGAACUAUUGUAUCAAUUGGUUUACUGUCUUGCCCUUGGAGCUAGUGACGGCUUCAAUGACCAUCAAGUUCUGGGACCCUCAUACAAAUGCAGACUUGUACGUCUCUAUCUUACUUGUGAUGGUUUGCAUCAUCAACUUCAUAGGUGCUCGAGGCUACGCAGAAGCUGAAUUUUGGGCAAAUUCAAUCAAGGUGACCAUGCUCGUCGGCUUCAUCGUUCUUGGUAUACUCAUGGAUGUUGGGAUUUGCGGGACUCAAGGCAAAGUUCUCUUCAAAUACUUUUCGAAUCCAGGUCCCUUUGCCAAUGGAUUCAAAGGUGUCUGUGCUGUCCUUGUGACGUGUGCCUUCUCCCUUGGAGGAACAGAGUUCAUGGCAUUGUCAGCUGCUGACCAGAAGAAGCCACGGAGGGCUAUCCCAUCUGCCGUGAAACAAGUUGGAUACAGACUAAUCUUUGUUUACUUGCUCUCGAUAUUGCUCAUUGGAAUGCUAGUUCCCUAUGAUUCACCUUUUUUGAUGGGGUCUGGUGGGAAUAGAGGAGCACCAGUCUCUCCUUUUGUCAUUGCUGUGAACUCUGGAUCAUUCAAGGCUCUGCCACAUAUCAUCAAUGCCGUGAUUCUAGUUGCCCUUUUCUCGGUCGCCAACGCAGCAUUGUACUGUUCUUCGAGGACUUUUUACUCUUUAGCACAACAGGGAUAUGCUCCAAAAUGGUUUGACUUUGUCGAUAGGAAGAAAAGACCCACGAGGGCAAUGCUUCUAUCAAGCACACUAGGGCUAUUCAGUUUGAUUGCAGCGUAUCCUGACCAAGAGUCUAUAUUUGUCUGGUUGUUGUCGUUGUCCGGUUUGGCUUCACUCUUCACUUGGGGUACAAUCAACAUCUCCUUCUUGAGGAUGAGAUCAGCCAUGAACGUACAAGGAUUCAGUACGAGCGAGCUUGGUUAUGUAUCGUACUUUGGUACUCCGGGAUCAUGGGUCGCCAUUGUCAUCAUAGUGGGCACCCUUGUGUCCCAUUUCUGGGUCUCGUUAUUCCCCUUUGAAACCAAUGGUGUGUUUGACCCCGUCAACUUCCUCCAGAACUACUCGGGCUUUCCAGUUCUAUUGGUGUUUUAUAUUUCGCAUAAGGUGUAUACCAGAAACUGGAGAAUUUGUAUACCUGCUGACGAGAUCGAUUUGGUCACUGAUCGAAAGAUAUUUGAUGCAGAUGUCCUAUACCAAGAGCACAUUGAAGAGGAGAGGAGGUUGAAAGAAGGGCCUCUGUUCAAGCGCAUUGUGGCAUUCUGGUGUUAG